Messenger RNA from Fusarium vanettenii 77-13-4, 3228 nucleotides. RefSeq lists its product as uncharacterized. The transcript is spliced from 2 exons. The record is from RefSeq and is a predicted model, not a curated record. Lineage: Eukaryota; Fungi; Ascomycota; Sordariomycetes; Hypocreales; Nectriaceae. The coding region runs from base 1 to 3228 and encodes 1075 amino acids.
AUGUACGGCCAUGGGAGAGACGCCAUGUGGCCGCCAAUGGACCCUGGGAGGCCGCACCAAGAGAUGAAGAGGGCCCUCGAAAGGCAAGCUGGGAAGAUGGAAGGGGCUUGGAAAGACUUUAGACAUCUCGUGGUUGGCAAGGAGCGGCUCAUCCAAGACACUGUCAUCAAGCUUGCCAGCGCUAACGGAAAGCUGCCCGAAUCCCAUACGCUCGAAGGAUUCUUGGAAAACGCCUGGAGAGAAGCUAGAGAUGAUUACAACAAUAAUUUCGUGGAGCAACCUGAUCGCAUAGGACGCGAUUACCGUUUGGACCCCCACGGCACCAUCGCGGAUGGCCAUUCCAGCGACCUCGACAUCUUUGCUCUGGACUUUCUCAAAGAUAUGUCUGAGAUCAUCUUGACGCAAGUGCAUCGGCACUACCCCCUGUAUCGGCAUGGGGCCAACUACAAAGACGAGAGCCAAACCCUGGCCGAGGUCAUGUGCAUCCAUCCAAAUGCGAUGGAUCAGCUAAAGAUGCCAGAGCCGAUAAAUGAAAAAAUCGGCUUUAACAAGAAUGUCGCUGAUCAUCUACGCAAGAUCAGGGCCAACUUUUUGGUACCCCAUAUCAACCUCAGGGACCUCCUCGAUCCAUACAACCUGCUCAGCUUCAUCCACCACCGUGCUCGGUUGGUCCCCUCGGAAUUUGCCCUGCUUGACAAUGACCUCAGCUACUUGGGCAGGCACUCGAUGAUUCUGUCUGGCUAUUUCGAUUGUGCGGUUACUGUUAGUCUCAGAGUACCCUCGGCGAAUAAUGAUGAAACCGAAAGCGAUCGCCCACUCGGAGUCUGGCCCGACCUAGAUCAAAGUCCUGAAAUUGAUCAAGAAACUGUUCAACAACAGAGGGGGCUGGGUAAUGCUGGGGAGUUAUUUGGGACCAUGGAAGCAUUCCUCAUCCUCCAGUCACAAACAAUCUCUUACCUAUUCCUGGGAAAACUCUGCGCGGCCUUGCUCAAGGAAGCGCAAGGAAAGACACCUGGACACUCGGUCCCCGUUUCGAAUCCAAACGAAGAAGCCGAGGCGUUGCGGACAAUCCAAGAUCUGAGGGGCAACAGUCGGGAAAGAUGGCAGGAUAUAGCGUCGAUACGUCAGUACGAACCGAUCCCGGCCACGCUGAACUUUGAGAGAUACCAGCAAAACAUCCUGUCAAAGAAGGACCAGGCCGAGGAACAUAUUAGACGAUUGUUCCAUGAACCCGAGUAUUUCUUUCAACAACUACUGGAGCAGAAAGAGCAUCAUUGGGUAAAUCUGGACAUUUCCUAUGACAAACAGCGGGACAAAUUCAUUGAAAAGUACCACCAAGAUAAGAACAUGCGUUAUAUUCUAUACGGCGAAUGCUUGAGGAACGUUCUUCGAAGAGCUGUUUUUGAGUACUUCAUGUGGAACGCAGUUGAGGAGACUCUGGUCGAGGUGACAAGGGUUGAGGUGAGGCAACCCCCCCAUGGAGGGGACACGAUGGUGCCGAGCACGCACAAGGAUGGCGCAAAGACUUGGCCACACGCAAAGUGGUCUACCUGCGGUAGCGAUUAUCACUACCUUUACACGUUUUACCUCAGGGUACAGACCAUGAUCCGCUACUUUGGAGUGUUUUUCGUGCUCGAGUUUCGCAACAAAGCUAUUCACGCAGCUUCUCAGCCGAUGAGAGACAUUUUCUGCAUAAAGAAGACCCCGGGGCGCAGGGGUAUAGCCAAAGGCGCAAGGUUCAAGAGAGGCCACUACAGGUCGGAUGAGAUGGAACUCUGCCUAACCAAGAAAACCCUUGCCGAAGACCGGGAAAACCUGACAAGAAUUGUUGCCGAACUGAUCGAAAACUUCAUAUCAAGCAAGACUUCUUCCAUGUAUAUGGGCAUGAGGAAAGUUACGGCGCGCCUCCAAAGAUACCUGGAUGACUGCGACGACGAGGAUACAGCCCAGGUCUUUUCUCCCCUUGUUUCCAACACCAUCGACGGCCUCGACCUGCUCGCGGAGCUCGCGGAGCACCUGGAACUUCACUUUCCUGUCCAUAGGUACCGGAUGGGCGACGUCAAGUUAACCGAGGAGGCGUUUUCGAACUCGUUGUCCACAAUGUCGAUUGACUUUAUGGCUUUUGACGAGUUUGAGGUCGAGAAAGUUCCUGAAAAGAGGCGCCAUCGCCUAUACCAGUACCUCGAUGAAAUGCAGGGGUUUUCAACCAACACGAUAAACUUUGGUGAACAAAGGGGCGACCUGAAGCGCCUCGGUUCAUGCCUAUUGCACACGCUCAUCUACAAGGACAACGAGAAGCAGAAAUAUCAAGCAAGGACGGAAGCACUACACAGACUGGCAAGUACGAUGGGAGUCACCAGGAACCAGUAUCCAUUUGACCAGCGGGAACCCCCCAUGGAUAUGGACAAGCUAGAGGACAUUCCUCAGCGGUGGCCAACCGACCAGUGGAAGAGUAUUCACCAACAACUGCUGGAUGACGAAAAGCGUAGGAAGAAGGAGGGCAAGAAAUCUGGGAAGAACAAGGGAGAGAGCUCCAACGACAAGGACGACCCCGUGGCCGACGUGCAGAAACGCAUGGAGAUCCUGAAAGCUCGACGGCAGUGGGAGACUGACCGAUGGAAUCGAGCCAAGAGGCGUCAAAAGGAGAAAUGGCGGAGGCGAGUCGCGGGAGCGGCCAAGCCUGGAGAUGCUGGGGCUGCAUCCGAGGAUGAUUCUGAAUCGGAAUCGGGACCAGCUGGCAACGACGACAACGCCGGGGACAUUGCUGGCGGCGUGCAGCGGCUCGGCAUCCGUGACCAACCUGGACUCCAACCGCCAGUCCAGAGACCUGGGCGACCUGGGCCCACUGACGUCUCACCACCGACACCGGAUCUGGCGCCAGACCACAAACCUCUCGGAAAGCUUAACAAGCGUGUAUGGAAGACGUUUAGGAGCAUCUUUGGCAAGAGUGAUUCACUUGUGUCGUGGGAGGAGCUCGUCCGGGCGAUGAACGCCAUCGGAUAUCAAGAUGAGGGUCGGGGAGGUAGCCACGGCGUGUUUUUGAGGACUGACAACUGCCGCUGGAGGACUGAGGCUCUGCCAAAGGCUAAGAACAUUCAGCUGGCCAAGUAUCACGGCGGCGGUAGGAAGGGGGCACCCCGAGGAAAAACAUUGGACUGGGGGACGAGGCUGGCGCAGAGGGGUUUCACAUGGAGCUUUUUUAGGCAGUGGUAUCGAGAGAAGUCUUGA